Molecule: messenger RNA, 666 nt
Organism: Camelina sativa (false flax)
Lineage: Eukaryota; Viridiplantae; Streptophyta; Magnoliopsida; Brassicales; Brassicaceae
Source: RefSeq, a predicted model, not a curated record
AUGGCGGAAUCUGAUGACGAAGAUUGUAGGUUCUGGAAGCUGGAUAUGUUGGAAGAAUCAGCUAAUUCUAAAACAGUUUUCAAAGAACAAGAGAGAACCAUUGUUGAUGAUAUUCCAAUACCCGAAAACAUGGAUGAUUCUUCGACGCCAGAGUGGCUUGUGAAAGUGAUGGAAGAAUGGGAAGGAUACGAUCCAAAGCUGAUCAUAAAGAGGAAGGUGCAAAAGACAGACCUCGACAAAAGCCAGUCGUGUCUCUCAAUGCAUGCUACCCAACUAGAGACUUUAGAUUUUUUGACAGAGGAGGAGACCGACACCAUUGAAAAACAUUGGAUUUUGACACAAAAAAAGAAAGGAAAACAUUGGAAGAGGUUGAAGACUGAUGAUCAAGAGGAAGGUUUGAAAGUGGAUUUGGUGGAUCAUGAUUUGAAUCAGUAUAAGGUUGAUUUAAGGAAGUGGAGCGGUAACAAUGGCAAGUGGAAAUAUGUAUUAACCAAUGGUUGGAACAACGUGAUUGGCGCCAAGAUGUUUGAAGCCAAUGACGACAUUCAAGUCUGGUCCUUCCGUUUUGAACAAGGAAAACUCUGUUUGUCUCUCUCUCCUCCGACCCGCUCCGAUCAGAACAGCUCCUCUAGUACUCCUUCCUCAAGUUGUCAAACUAUUGCUUAA